AUGAACCCGGCCUCUGUGACACUGGCCAGUGUCCUACAGGUCAGGGGUGAAGCACUGUCUGAGGAUGACAUCUGGUCCCUCCUGUCCUUGGGUGCUGAGCAGCUCCUGGAAGACCUUUGCCAAGACACCUCCGACUAUGUCGUGUGCCCCUGGUCGGCCCUGCUCUCGGCGGCCGGAAGUAUUGCUUUUCAGAACCGCGUGUCUCACAUCGAGGCAGCUGCUUUCAAGGCCCCCGAGCUGCUGCGGGAGCCGAGGCGUGACGAGCCGCUCGACAUGUCACAGGUGCACGUGUAUUCCUUAGGAAUGACUCUCUAUUGGUCAGCGGGAUUCCAAGUUCCGCCAAGCCAGCCCCUGCAGCUGAGUGAGUCCUUGCACUCCAUCCUGCUGAGCAUGUGCGAAGACCAGCCCUCCCGCCGACGGCCCCUGCAGUCAGUCCUGGAAGCCUGUCAGGUCCGUCAGGAAGCAGUGGCCGUGUACCCAGCCCCUGCCAGUCUCCAUGUCCAGCGGCUGGUCGGCUUGGUUCUCGGCACCAUCUCUGAGGUGGAGAGCCGUGUUGUGGAAGAGAGCUCCUCUGUGCAACAGAGCAGAAGCUACCUGCUCAGGAAGAGGCUGUGUCAGGUGAGCGGUGAGAGCCCAGCGAACAGGACGCCCGAGGGUCUGCGUGCCUGCAGAGUUUCAGAGAGAAGCACAGAGACCCAGAGCUCUGUAGAGCCUCGGUCAGGCAGCUCCGCCCACAGCCACUGCAGUCUCUCCGCUAACAGCGCGUUGGCAGGUGCAAUGCCCCCUGAUGCCCAGGAGUGCCGGCGGCUCAGCUCUGGCUCUGCACUCUCGGUGGCAGCAGAAAGCUCACUGCCAGCAACUCCUACUCACCAGGAUCUCCUGCCAAGAAAGGGCAAGGUGUCUAGGCCGGAGUUUGUCCUGCUGGCUGCAGAGGCCCCAGUGAUGCUGCACCUGCCUGCAUCAGUCGUGACCAGAAAAGGGAAGUCCUACUUGGCUCUCAGGGAUGUGUGUGUGGUCCUGCUCAGUGGGCAGUGCCUGGAGGUGAAAUGUGAUGUCGAGUCCACGGCAGGGGACGUCUUCCAGGCCGUGGUGUCCUUUGUCAACCUGCGAGAGAUCACUUAUUUUGGCUUGGCCUACCUGAGAGGCCAAGAGUUCUUUUUUCUGGAUAAUGAAACCAGAUUAUGUGAAACAGCUCCCGAGGGCUGGAGAGAGCGGCUGCAGACUGCCACGGGCACCUUCACGCUCUUCCUGAGGAUCAAGUUCUUUGUCAGCCACUAUGCGUUGCUCCAGCACAGCUUGACCAGGCAUCAGUAUUACCUGCAGCUUAGGAGAGAUAUCCUGGAGGAGAGGCUGAGCUGUGACGAUGAGAUGCUGCUACGGCUGGGUGGCCUUGCCUUGCAGGCCGAGUUUGGCAGUUAUCCCAAGGAGGUGGAGAGCACGGUGUAUUUUCGAGUUGAAGAUUACAUCCCAGCCAGUCUGAUCGGGAGGAUGACGGCUCUGCGGGCCCAAGCCGAGGUCUCCCGGAUACACCGGCUCAGUUCUGCAUCCCCGGGAGAGGAAGCCGAGCUGCAGUUUUUGAAGGUUGCUCAGCAGCUUCCGGAAUACGGCAUGCUCAUCCACCGGGUCUACCCAGACCAGAAGAGGCCAGGAGGGGAGGUGGCUCUGGGGGUCUGUGCCAAGGGCAUCGCAGUCUAUGUCGUGAAACACAACAGCAGGGUCGCCACCUUGUGGGUUCCAUGGAGAGAGAUGGGGAAGAUUUCCACCCGUCGAAAGAAGUUCAGCAUCACCAGCAGCGUCACUGGGAAGAAGCACGUGUUUGUUGCCGAUUCAGCUAAGACCUGUAGGUAUCUGCUGGGCCUCUGCUCUGCCCAGCAUGCCUUCAGCGCACUGAUGGGCUCCGGACCAUUCCCCCAAGACGUCACUGGUAAGUGUAUGCUGGAUUCUCACAAGUCUGUGCAGAAGGCCCACUGGAGUCUUGCAUGCCAGCCUGAGGCCCAGCCCACGCUCCUCCCAUGGACUCAGAGAUGGGCGUGCUCAGAACAGGAGCUGUUCACACCCAGGCUGCGGGAUCCUACGGGGGGCCUGCUGAGUGCCUCACUGGACAACUGCCACGUGGAAGCCGGCAAGGGUGCUGGAUCCGAGGGAAUCAGAGACAGCCCCCGCCCUGGCUGGGAACAACUGCCGGAGGUCCGCUUGAUUCAGAGGCCAGCGACGUGUGUUGACCGUCUCCCAGGGCUGCCUGUUCCCAGCAUGAGCCUGGCAUCACAAGGUAAAAGCAGGAAAGGCUUUGCACUGGAACCAGGUCAAGAAGUGGUACACGUGAUGCUGAGGCGCGAUCCCCUCCGUGGUUUUGGUUUCGUCAACAAGGAGGGAGAAGACGCGCACCACACCCACCCUGGCAUUUUUAUAUCCUCUAUCAUACCCGGGGGACCGGCAGAGAAGGCGAAAACCAUCAGACCAGGAGGGCGGAUCCUAGCCUUGAAUCACAUCCAUCUGGAGGGUUUCACGUUCGACACGGCUGUUAAGAUGAUUCAGAAUUCUCCUGACACCAUCGAAUUAAUCAUCUCUCAGUCAAAAGCUGUUGGCAGCAGUACUCAGGGUGAAGGAAAGGAAAGGACAGCUGACUCUGCCUUCUUUUGUGCAGACUUCCUGAGCAGCGGACACCAGGACAGUUUGCUGUCACACACGCAGGAUCAGGACGGCAAUGUUGGCGAGCUGAAUGUAGCUCCAGUGCAGAGCUCAAUGCCUGGGUUGACGUCUCAGCUCCCAUCUCUGCCAUUAAAGGAUACCGGUGAUUCUUCGAGUUCUCCAUCACCUUUAGAAGCUGGUGUUGGUGAAAUCUACUUUGUGGAGCUGGUGAAAGAAGACGGGACACUUGGAUUCAGCGUGACUGGUGGCAUCAACACCAGUAUGCGCGAUGGAGGCAUCUAUGUGAAGUCCAUUGUUCCUGGAGGUCCCGCCGCCAAGGAAGGGCAGAUCCUGCAUGGUGACCGGCUCCUGCAGGUGGAUGGUGUGAGCCUGUGUGGCCUCACCCACAAGCAGGCAGUGCAGUGCCUCAAGGGCCCUGGCCAGGUUGUGAGACUGGUCUUAGAGAGGAGAAGCCCUGGGACUGCGCAGCAGUGUCCUGCUGGAGACAGAACUGGAGACAGAGCCGGAGACCAACACCCGGCAGUUUCCGUGGUAACAGCCUUGCCUGGCAGGCCCGCGAGCUGUGUCCCGGUGACAGAUGGUCCCAAGUUCGAAGUCAAGCUGAAGAAGAACACCAACGGUUUGGGAUUCAGUUUUGUGCAGACGGAGCGAGCGACCUGCAGCCACCCGGGGAGUGAUCCCGUGAGGAUCAAAAGGCUCUUUCCGGGGCAGCCAGCUGAGGAACAUGGGGCCAUCGCUGUGGGCGACGUCAUCCUAGCAGUGAAUGGAAGGUCUACAGAAGGCCUUGUCUUCCAGGAAGUGCUCCACCUGCUGCGAGCGGCCCCAGAGGAAGUCACGCUCCUCCUGUGCCGACCCUCUCCAGGAGCGCUGCCUGAGGUGGAGCCGGGAUGGCAGACACCCGUGGCCUCAACAGACAAAGACUUCACCAGGACAGCACAAACUGACCCAGAGCUGAGUCCCGACCCGGAUCAGAAGGAGAGCUGGCAGGAUAGCACCUCCUUGGACACAUGGGAAGGUCCCGGCCUUACGCCUGAACCUUUCCACAAUGCUGUGAGAGUGACUCAAGGGCGCCAAGAAAGAGACAGACCCUGGCCCAGCCCCUCAACACACCCGCUGGAGUCCCAGCCUCACUUAUGCAGCUUUCACCGAGAGAGGGACGCCCCGGUGUUGGCUACAGCAUUGGAAAAGGACAUGAGGCAACGCUGCUAUUCUGCCUCUGAGCUCAGGAGACUUGGAAGAUGGUCCUUCUCAUCCUCUCUAAGCAGACUCACCAGAGGCCUCUUCUGA
Messenger RNA from Ochotona curzoniae (black-lipped pika), 3936 nucleotides. It is a transcript of the gene FRMPD2, whose product is annotated as FERM and PDZ domain containing 2. NCBI's taxonomy places the organism in Eukaryota, Metazoa, Chordata, Mammalia, Lagomorpha, Ochotonidae. The transcript has 28 exons. Gene Ontology annotation, cellular component: cytoskeleton. Bases 1 to 3936 code for a protein of 1311 amino acids. The record is from RefSeq and is a predicted model, not a curated record. Gene Ontology annotation, molecular function: protein binding.